Molecule: messenger RNA, 2190 nt
Organism: Centruroides sculpturatus (bark scorpion)
Lineage: Eukaryota; Metazoa; Arthropoda; Arachnida; Scorpiones; Buthidae
Product: dehydrogenase/reductase SDR family member on chromosome X-like
Exons: 7
Coding region: 857-1927 (356 amino acids)
Source: RefSeq, a predicted model, not a curated record
AUGAUGGACUUUCGAAAUUAUAUUGAACUAGACGAUUUCUUACAGCCAAGCAAUCUGUGUUUAGUUUUGGAUCUUUAGAAGCAUUGAUGAAGCAUUAUGCUUUAUAACUUAUAUCGUAGUAUGCAAGAUAAUAAUUUUGAACAAAUAUUAUAAUCAACAUGUACUAUUAUUUAAUCGACGAUCUAUCAUUCCACUCGGCGAUCGCCAUUCUUUCUUCACGGAAAAAAAAAUGCUUGAGACUGAUACGCCAGCCAAAAGCUUCUUAUUGCCUCGUCAAAGAUGGAUUUUGUUCUCGCAACUGAGCUUGGAUAUUAAUAACAAAUUCAUUAAGAAAUUUCAUUUUCUUAAAUUAUCUGAAAUUUUACAUCAUAUUCAGCAACCAGGUGGCGCGGAAUUCGCUACCCACGUGGCGUAGAGGAGGCGUGGACCAAGUUCUUAGAUUAUAACCUAAGAUCUUUGGUGUGGAGUGAUUUGUUUAUAGCAGAGGAUAUUAUUAUAUAUUCUGUUUAUAAUUUCUGCUAACUGAUAGUGCAGGAACUACUCGAUUUUUACGAAAAUCUGUUGUAUUCUCUUCUAACAUAUCCAUUUCUCCGGGAUAUUUUUUAUAAUAUUCGUCACAAUCACAACAUGCAUUAAUACUAGAAUGUAAUCAGUACAACUAUUGGCUCGUUUAUCAAAUUAUUAGCUGUAUAUAGACCUAUUUCGUAAUUGCGAUAAUUAUAGAUAAUCAGAAUAUUUUUAUUUUGGACUUUGACCUCGAACCUUGUUAUUUUAAUCUGUCAGUGUGUUUACAUGAUCUUUGCAAUCUUACGAGACAUGUUCGUUAAAUCACACUAGUCUUAUAAUUAUUUUUGCAAUGUAUUGUUUGAAUGAGAAGAUGGAUGAUUUUUAUAGAUUUAGUUAUUUAUUAAACACACUGAUGGGAUUCAUCUCGGCAGUGUUAACAGCCAUACAUUGCAUCAGCUUUAAAGUUAAAUAUUUUGUACUUGUUUAUAUGAUUGGAAUAUUUUAUGUACCUAAAGAAUUCAUUGGAAGAAAGUUUGGUUUAUUCAAGUCGUUUCAAUUUUCUGAUAUGCCUAGACAAGACAAUAGAUAUUGUAUAAUUACUGGUGGGACUACUGGAAUAGGCGCAGAAGUAACAACACACCUACUUUCUUUGGGAAUGAAUGUCAUUAUAGGUACGUCUAAACUAGAUGAAAAAUUUUUUAAAGAUCUUCAAAAGAAAUAUCCAGAUUUGAUUAGCAUUUGGCAUUUGGACUUAUCAUCUAUGGAUUCUGUACAAAAGUUUGCUAAGAAAUAUUUAAAGAAAAAUUAUCCACUUCAUUUACUUAUUUUAAAUGCUGGAAUAAUGUUUGCUCCAUAUGAAAUAACUGAAAAUGGCUACGAGAAACAUUUUGCCGUUAAUUACUUAGGUCACUGUUUGCUAACUAAACUCUUGUUUAAAAAACUCAAAGCAUCUGGUUCAGAAGAAAAAUUUGCAAGAAUUAUUAGUGUGUCCUCCAGUUGUCAUUUUGUAGGAAAAAUUAACUUUGAUGAUAUUCAAAGCAGUCAAGUGUAUUCGCCUUAUUUUUGUUAUGCUCAAUCAAAAGUUGCUCAAGUUAUGUUUACGUACUCUUUGCAACGUUAUAUCUCAUCACAGAAUGGCUGCAUCACCGUGAACAGUCUUCAUCCUGGCGUUGUUUAUACCAAUCUGUAUCAAUAUGUUUUUUGGGUAAAUAAAUGGACUGCAUUUCUUUUUAGGAUUCCAGAAGAAGGAGCUCAGACUGUACUUCAUGCAGCUCUGUCACCAGAAUUAGAGAAAAUUGGUGGGAAGUAUUUAGAAGAGUGUACCAUUACAAACUCUAAUGCUUAUUCUUUAUCGGAAAAACAUCAAGAACUUCUUUGGAAUUUGACUUGGAAAUUAUUAAAACCGUGGAUUGAUAUGUGAAUAUUUAAAGAAUUGUGUUUGAUUUCCAGUUUCAUGACCAAAAAACGUUGCUAUUUAUCAGUGAAAUCUGAUGUAUCAAAGGCCAAAUCCAAUGGAUCUCUUGAAACAAUUUAUUUUUCUACAAAAAAUGUCAUGAUAAAAGCAUUUUGUAUUCUCUAUAUUUUUAAAUUAUAAUUACAUCAAGUAAUUAUUAAAGAAAUGUGUAAUGUGUAAUUAGAGCAUACACUACUUGGUCUUUUUCUUGUUUCAUCCAAAGUACUGUA